Amphimedon queenslandica is the source of this 3113-nucleotide messenger RNA. Its product is annotated as vascular endothelial growth factor receptor 2-like. Gene Ontology annotation, biological process: multicellular organism development; protein phosphorylation; cell surface receptor protein tyrosine kinase signaling pathway. Bases 209 to 2962 code for a protein of 917 amino acids. Gene Ontology annotation, cellular component: plasma membrane; signaling receptor complex. The record is from RefSeq and is a predicted model, not a curated record. NCBI's taxonomy places the organism in Eukaryota, Metazoa, Porifera, Demospongiae, Haplosclerida, Niphatidae. The transcript is spliced from 14 exons. Gene Ontology annotation, molecular function: transmembrane receptor protein tyrosine kinase activity; ATP binding.
GACCACAUUUCACUAUCAGCAGCCCUUGCAGCCUUUCCUCACUACUGUAGCACCUUCAGCCCUGAGUAUCAUUACCUGUUGUCUACUGCUAAUCACUGACUGCUUUAGUCUCUACCUCAACUGUAUAUACUGCUGAUUACUGUCUGUUAGGAACUGGUUUAGUCUCUUCUCUGUCUAUUGGAAGACUGUGUAGAUAAGACUGGACAAUAUGUUCUUGUUCAUUUCAGUUUGUAUAAUUACAAUAUGUGGAUCAGCUACUGAUGCUCACUCUAUUAAUAAAAGAGAUGUUCCUCCAUUAGCUCUACACUGCACUCCUCAGUGGAAUGGAACUAAUCAAUCAUUCACUGUCCAUAUUGAUUUCAAUGUCUCCAAUGACAUUAUUGGUAGCCUUCAUCAUUUUUGGAUCACAUUUGAAGUUUCUUUAAAAUCAAAUGGAAAUACACAAUCACACGUUGACAUAGCACAGGUUUAUGCUAAUAGUGGGACAAGACAUCAAAAUGUAACUCAGUUUCAACAUACUGAUUACAAUAGACGUCCUAUUAGUAACCACUUAAAAGCUGAUUAUCAAGUGACUACGAGUUGGACUCAGUUCCCAGCUGGUGUGUCUAGUCACAUAAAAGACACUGUGUCCCUAUACCCUCCCCUUCCUCCCACUCCAGUUGAUCCAUUACUAACUAACAGUGUCUAUACUACUAGUGAUUCUACACCUUCUAUCAUAGUAACCAUCACCUCAUUGACUGUAUCAUGGACUAUUGAUGAUGGUGAUGAUAAUAAUCAACUGAUUAAAUAUUAUUUGAAUUUCACUGGAAACUUUAUUAGUCAGCAUGCUCCAUCAGUUGUUAGCAACGUGACUGCUGCAGGAAAUGAUACGUUCACAGGUCAAAGUACUGCCCCCAUUACUAUAUUUGUACGUGAUCACUCUCCAUUCAUACUAAUACAGAUGUAUUCCCAAUAUUCUGUUACUGGCAAUAGUGGCCAAAUGAUAAGUGUCACUUCUGAUAUCACCAAUAUAGCAAACAUUUCAUUAACAACAACAACAACAACAACAACUACUACUACUAGUACAACAACAACUACUACUACUACUACUACUACUACUACUACUACUACAGCAGCCACCAGUACUUCUACUAAUAAUACUCCAAUGAGCACUACAAUAGAACCAACAGCAACAACAACAGCAGUAGCAGUAUCAGAUACAUCAGUUACUAGUGUCCCAUUAUCAGUUGCUAGUGUCCCAUUAUCAGUUGCUAGUGUCCCAUUAUCAGUUACUAGUGUCCCAUUAUCAGUUACUAGUGUCCCAUUAUCAGUUACUAGUGUCCCAUUAUUGAGUGUGACUAUGGAGACAUUGAGUGUUAUGUCAUCUCAUCAGGUAACAGAAUCAGUGACAGGAAGCACCACUACUAAUGGAUCUUCCUCCUUCACACAGGAAACUACAGUCAUCAUUGCAACAAGUUCACUGUUUGUGUUGUUGUUAGUAAUUGGUAUAGUACUGGUCGGCUUUUGCUGGUUUAUCAUAAACAGGAGAAAGAAGUUCAAGAACAUAUCGGAAGGUUUUGAUAUUGAAAGAAAUGAUGACAUGUUUGCAAUAUUCAACAACCAACAGCAGACUGUAUUGCUAAAUGGACACUCCUCAAAGGAUUGCAAUGUUGACCUAACCUUCUCUCUACACACUGAUGAAUGGGAGAUACCUUUUGAUAUGAUACAGUUUGAUCACUUGCUGGGUGAAGGUUGUUUUGGUGAAGUUUAUUUGGGGAGAUUGAAACAGGAGUUUAGCAGCAGUGUUUUAACAGCUUAUUUUAGACAAAAUAAUACCAACGGGUUUGUAGCAAUCAAACUAUUGAAACCUACUGCCUCCAGCAGUGAAAAGAAUGACUUCCUUAAAGAGAUAGAACUAAUGAAGAAGAUAUCAGUUGGUAAAAACCCUCGAGUUGUUAAUAUGCUGGGAUCAGUGACAGUGCAAGAACCAAUGCUACUGGUAACUGAGUUUGUGGUGCAUGGAGACCUACUGACCUUCUUAAGGGCUUGCAGGAAGAAGAUUGUGUUUCACAGAGGGAAAGGGCAACACAAUGAAGACACCUCUGACGAACAGUUUGGAGUACUUGAUUCAAAUGAUUUAGUUUCGUUUGCUUAUCAAAUAACUUCAGGAAUGGAGUAUCUUGCUAGUCUUCAGGUAGUACACAGGGACUUAGCCUGCAGGAAUAUACUGGUAGGGGAAGGGAAGAGUCUCAAGAUUACUGACUUUGGAAUGUCAAGGAUGAUAUAUCAUGACACUGCUUAUGUUAAGACAACCAAAGGGAAACUGCCAUUGAAGUGGAUGUCGAUAGAAUCAAUCAUUGACAGGAUAUUCACUACAGCAUCUGAUGUCUGGUCAUUUGGCAUAUGUUUAUGGGAAAUAGCAACACUUGGUAAUGUACCAUACCCAACAGUGAGCAAUGAGGAUCUAUUACCAAUGUUAAAUCAAGGAUAUAGAAUGGAAAAACCAAACAGCUGCUCUGAUGAAAUUUAUCAAAUCAUGCUAUCAUGUUGGGAAGCUCUACCUGAUGAGAGGCCAUUGUUUAGUGACCUCAGAUCUAAUUUCGAUCGUAUAUUGUCCAGACAACGUAACUUUGACGAGAACUACAUUGACUUAAGCGCCACCAACACUUUGGCAGUUCCUGUACCUUCAAUUGAUGCUGCUAGUGUCACUGAAGAUGAAGAACCAGUUAAAGAAAUGAAAGAGAAGGAGAGAAUGCUGUCAAAUUCAAGAUUGUCCAAUGUAUACGUGGAGAGUCCCUCUCACAGUUACGACUAUAAAGCCGAGAGGCCAACUCGUCUCUCAUUCCAAGGAGGCACUCUCUCACCAACAGCAGCUGUCACUCCAGGAGGUAUAUCGCUACCAGUCAAUAACGAAAGUAAGAGCUGGAACGCUACCUUUGGAUCACAUUUGAAUGCCAGCCCAACAGGAAGUAACUAUAUGUGAACAAUUUUAAAAACCAACUUAAUAAAAUAAAAUAAUGUAUAAUGAUAUAGAGUAGUAAUGUGUUAUGUAUCAUAGAGUGUGCUAGUCUUCAUCGCUUAUCACUAUAACCUCAUGUUCAGUUUUGUUUCCCAUUACUAUAACAUCAUUAGUA